Molecule: messenger RNA, 2708 nt
Organism: Melitaea cinxia (Glanville fritillary)
Lineage: Eukaryota; Metazoa; Arthropoda; Insecta; Lepidoptera; Nymphalidae
Product: angiotensin-converting enzyme-like
Exons: 11
Coding region: 340-2577 (745 amino acids)
Biological process (GO): proteolysis
Cellular component (GO): plasma membrane
Molecular function (GO): metallopeptidase activity; peptidyl-dipeptidase activity
Source: RefSeq, a predicted model, not a curated record
UCUCACGUUAACAUGUUGACAGUUUGAUUCGAGGUGGGCACCUCUCUCAGAACAAUGUGUCGUUGCUCGCAGACGAGUCGGACCGUGGCAUAACGUUCCAACGUUUACAAAACAUCAUUGAAACUCGAUUGUUUCAAUAAAAAAAAUCACUACAAAACGAUCAAACAUAAGUCAUUAUUCACAAACAUUGCAACUGAAUUCCGGACGAGAACGAUGUGUUAACAAUAACUGUAGUAACGUGAUAGUAUUCUUAACAAACGCAUAAUUGGAAAAAUGUAGUUGGUGUUGUGUUUCGUUGUGAUAUUAAAGUGUACAUCUGGAUUGUGUACGAGUAGCAUAAUGCUGUACGAUAAGGUGAUUAAUAUAAUAAUAUUAGUGACUGCAGCUAAGGCUGUUCAAUAUCCCAACUAUCCAACAUCGGCGAUGUCUGCCGAUGAAAGAGUAUUUUUAGGUGAAAACAAAAAAAGUGACCAAUCAAAUGAAAGCGGACAUGAAGUGGAAACAGACGUUGAGGAUAGUAAGAAGUUCUUACAAGAUGCAAUGAAAGCAGUAUUAGAUCCUGCUACGGUAAUAGUUAAAAAUGACGACCUAGUUGAGAAUUUUAAAGUUCAGCUACAAGAAAUAGAUAAAGAGAAUACAACUUUAGAAUUAUUUAUUGAAGAAAUGGAUAAACUUAGCUUAGAAGUAUGUAAAAUGUCACAAGAUGCUUUAUGGGCUUUCGUAACGGAUAUUAAUAAUGAGAAUAAGAAAAAGAAAAUGAUACGUGUAGCUGCCGAAGAAGAUGAAAUAAAAAAACAAUAUUGGCGAAUAUUAAAGAAAAAAUAUUUAGAUGAUCAACAAAUUAUAAACGAUUUAAAGUUAAAGAGAAAAUUAAGAAUCAUCAAGGAACGAGGAACUAAUGUGCAAAUGCCUCAAAGCAAACAAAGAGAAGAAAUAGACACAAUGCAGCGUAUUUGGAGUCGAAGUACGGUGUGCACCUUCAAUGUAACUGAAUGUGAUACUGAGACUUUACUAAAAACAAUGAGUGACAUCAUAACAACAUUCAAAACUAGUAACAAUACUGAAGAAUUAGCAUAUUAUUGGAAAGCCUAUCGAGACGCGACUGGUAAAAAAAUCCGGCCAAUUUUUAAAGAUUAUGUUGUAAAAAUGAAUGAUGUGGCACAAUCUGAAAACUUUACUGAUGCUGGUGAAAUGUGGCGAUAUGCUUUUGAAGAUGAAGAUUUUCGCGGAACUGUCAAUAGAUUAUGGGCAGAAGUAAAGCAUUUAUAUGAUAAUUUGCACACUUAUGUUAGAGCUAAACUGAAAAUGUAUUACAAGAAAGAACUUGAAGCUGAAAACAAGUUAAUUCCAGCUCAUAUUUUAGGUAAUUUGUGGGCUCAAGAAUGGCAGGCGAUUUAUACAAAAGUAGCGGCAUAUCCUAACAUUGAAAGACCUUCAAUUGCUGAAGAAGCGAACAUGCUGCCAGCGGAUCUGUUCAGUGCAGUGGAUGAUUUUCAUCAGUCUUUUGGCUUUGACAGUUCAAAUGAUACAUAUCGAGAGAUAAGAGAAACAACGUCAACAGCGAAUUGCUUACCUUCAAGUCAUGAUAUGUGUGAUGGUGUCCAUUACAAAAUCAAAUGGUGUGGUGAUCAUGUACGCGACAUAACUCUAGAACUGUCGAGAGCGGCUAGACUACUUGGGCAUGUCCAAUAUUUCAUGCACUAUCGGAAUCUUCAACCUCUUUACAGGGACGGACCGAAUCCUGCCUUCCACGAUGCAAUCUCCGACAUCGUAGCUAUACAGUUAACCUCGCCAAAGUAUCUGCAAACCUUGAGCUUCGUGAAGGUUACAACCGGCGUUGAAUCUACUAUCAAUCACUUGCUUUGGCUCGCUCUUGAGAAGUUCCCUUUGAUGGCAUACGCAUAUGUUUUGGAUAAAUGGCGAUGGGACAUUUUUGCAGACAGUAGUAUAGAAAACUGGAAUGAAUAUUGGUGGGAACUGAGGACAAAAGAAAGUGGUAUAUCGCCUCCUGUUCCCCGCAAUGAAAGUGAUUUGGAUCCUGCAGCCAAGUACCAUGUUGUUUCACACGUCCAAUACAUAACGUAUUUCAUUUCACAUAUCUUAGAGUUUCAAAUAUUGUUAUCAUUAUGCAAGAGAGCGAAUCACACGGGACCUCUACACGAAUGUUCUAUAUACGGCGUCAAGGAAGCGGGAAAACUCUUAAGCGAUGGAAUGUCUCUCGGGGCGAGCGAAGACUGGCAAACGGUGCUACAUACAAUGACUGGUGAAACAGAAUUAUCCACAAAAGGCAUUCUUGAAUACUUUUCACCUCUUAACGAUUUUCUUAAACAAGAAAAUGCUAAGCUUUUAGCAGAUGAAGAUAUGGACAAAAGUGCCCCCAUUGUUGUAGGAAUUAUUGUUGUCAUUUUGACUGUUUUGAUGUUUAUAGUAUACUGUGUGAAGAAAAAAGAUGCGAUUAGUAGAUUACUUUCUUUUUGUGGUUUUAGUAAAAACGGCUCUUUAGAUAUAGCUACCAAUGACCUAUCGCAAUGUAAAACAAAUGAUAGUUCAGUUGGUGUAAACGAGGCUAAACUGUAAAAUUGCAAGUAUAUAUACAUAAGUUUAUUUAGUUAGUAUUUUUUAAAUAUUUCAGUUAAGUUUGAUUUAAAAAUACUAGGUAUUACAUAAUUGGAAUCUCACAAUAAAAUUAUAAUCGUGUUCUGUAUUUA